Molecule: messenger RNA, 240 nt
Organism: Pongo pygmaeus (Bornean orangutan)
Lineage: Eukaryota; Metazoa; Chordata; Mammalia; Primates; Hominidae
Product: guanine nucleotide-binding protein G(I)/G(S)/G(O) subunit gamma-5-like
Biological process (GO): G protein-coupled receptor signaling pathway
Cellular component (GO): heterotrimeric G-protein complex
Molecular function (GO): G-protein beta-subunit binding
Source: RefSeq, a predicted model, not a curated record
AUGUCUGGUUCCUCCAGUGUAACCACUUUCCUAUGAAAAAAAGUGGUUCAACAGCUCUGGCUGGAGCCAAGGCUUAACAGUGUAAACAUUUCCCAGGCAGCUGCAGACUUGGAACAAUUCUGUCUGCAGAAUGUUCAACAAGACAGACCUCUGCUGACUGGAGUAUCUUCAAGUAUGAAUCCCUUCAGACCCCAGAAGGUCUGUUCCUUUUCGUAGUAAAAUGAAUCUUUCAAAGGUUUC